UUCGUUGUUGUCCCACCUGUUUGAGGUCUACGGUGGUGUAAUUUUUGUUUUGAACGGCGCUUGUUUCCAAGAGAUUCUUGCUGGCUUGCCGACCUUUCCAUUUCUCCAGUGAGCGGUGUCCACAUGUUUGCUGCACGAAACAAUUAUAUAGCUCGAAGUUCAAUGCAAGGCUAGCGAACUUUGAGGUUAAGUGGGAGAGACAUCUGGAAACAAGCCAUGGCCGGCGCACUGGUGUACAUCAUACAUGCGGUGGCUGUAGCAGGCGAAAGUGUACCGACAAACAUGUUGCUGAUCGGCGGCUUUGCCAAGUGUGGCACAUCACAUCUCCACAGAGUCCUGGCCGAUCAUCCGAAAGUCUUCGCCUUGCGGAAAGAGCUUAAACCUUUGCCCGGAAAACACCAGAUGUUUGAAGAGGUGAUUUUCUUCUAUGCGCGAGAAGUUGCACGCGUUGAUGUUAGCAGCCCGGUGCUAAUUCGAGACGCCUGUCGCAACAAUUUCAACGAUAAUGAAUCCAAACAAGAAUGUUUGCGUGCUCUACCAGGUAAAGAUGAUUCGUUGCCUGCAAAAAAAGAUAUUGCUCCAAAGAUAUUGCUGUUCACACACAUCAACUUUCACCGGGACCCUGUGCUGAUGGAACGAUGGGGCGCCACAGUAAAAACCAUCUACCUUGUGCGAGACCCUGCAGAGUAUUUGUGGGCAGCUUUCAACUAUUGGAGAACUGACUUGGAUGCCAAUUCUGCACAAAAAACGAGUGUUGGCAACUUCUACCGGAGCCCCGAGUUGUUUCAUGAGUUGCUUCUGGCAGAUGGCCUUCUCAAAUGGAAGAUGGGCUUGAACGGCCGAACAGGUGAGUGGUUCUUUCUUCUACAAAAUGAAACGACUUCUUCUUCUUUAAAAGAAAAAAACGACUUCUUCUUCCGAAAUUUCACCUCCUUUUGCGCUCGGAAGAUCUUCUGGAUCCACAUCUCACGGCACUGGCCCUUGGAAAAAUCAGCUCUUUCACCGGAUUGAAGGCGGAAGACUUCAACUCCUCCUCUUUCAACACCCGGACCAAUGCAGGAUAUUCCGCGUCUUCGAAGGGAAUUCUGACAGUGAGUGAACAAACAAUGGUGCAAAGCGGAGUCUAUGAGCUUUCUGGUUACCGGCCAAUGCUUUGCAAGACCCGGAUCUUCAUUUACCAAAACUACAAUGCAGUUUGCCAGGUGUUGGCUGCCAGCAGUUUGCCAAGAAAUGUAAUUUUUUCUUAAAGCCGGACUCACUCAACGGGUUUCGUGUUUUGGUUGUAUGUUGAAAAUCUCUUGUUUAUGUUGUAUGGAACUACUGCAAAGAGAUGCUUGUCAAGAUCCAAACUCUUGUUGGUCGG
This is a messenger RNA of Durusdinium trenchii, 1363 nucleotides long. Lineage: Eukaryota; Dinophyceae; Suessiales; Symbiodiniaceae. The record is from the annotation of a GenBank genome assembly.